Molecule: messenger RNA, 1820 nt
Organism: Leptomonas pyrrhocoris
Lineage: Eukaryota; Euglenozoa; Kinetoplastea; Trypanosomatida; Trypanosomatidae
Exons: 1
Coding region: 162-1820 (552 amino acids)
Source: RefSeq, a predicted model, not a curated record
AGAAACGAAUGCUUUUGCAUUGAAAACGUCUCACCCCAGCAGAGGAAAAUCCCCCUUGCAAAUCACCGCAACGUUUAUUUGCUGUUUUUGCUUUUAUCAUUGUUAACUUUUGAAAACAAAAAAGAAAGAAAGAAGAAGAGACCCGUUGCCCUGGCAACAAAAUGGAAGCUUUUCGUCAAAAGCAAGUGCGGUGCCGCACGACACUUGCAUCGGGCGUGGCGAAGGAUCAAAAUGGACACACGCUUCGCUCUUUCCACGCACCAACUCGUGGCGGUGAACGCGAGAGUGAGGCGUUGGCGGACAAUGAUAGAUACGCCGGCCUUCUCAAGCUGCACGGCUCGACCGUUAUAAAUUAUAGUCCGCUUCAGUACAUUCAGAAGAUGACGUCUGAGACGUUGACCGACGUGGAGGCGGAGCGCGUGGUAUACCCUUUUUGCGCCUCUGCGGUCACUGCACCCUUUGAACAGGUGCUGCUGGCGUUGAUUGACAAGCUAAGAAGCACAGUAGGGGCGGUGUCGUGGAACCGGCCAGUGGCGCACGCAGAGUGGGAGACGGACCUGCGUUUUUGGGGCCAGUGGUGGCUGGUGCUCCGCUCGCGCGAGGAAACGGGUCGUACUCUGUCGUCAGCGGAUCAGCACCCUUCCGGACGGCGGAGUCGGGUGAGCUGGGUGCACGGCAUGCACAACGAGCCCCUCGUGCCCCUGUCCACCAAAGCUCUUCUCACGAGGCUCCACGACGAUAAGGAGGAGAACCGCUACGCGCCUCUGCUGCGCCGCGGUGCAGGGACGACGGAGGAGAACCAGCUGAUUGCCGAUCUCGCGAAGCGCCUGACGGGUCCAACAGACCACUUCGACAUUUUUCACCUUAGCGGUGUGCGCAUGGCGCCCGAUCGAAUGCACGUGCUCUUCUUCGACGGCUUCUUCAAGCUCGCCUCCAUUCCGUCGCGAAAAGCGGCCGCCGCCGCCGCGCAAUGCGAAAGAGAUGAGGCUCGCGAAGGGUCGUCGCUGACUUCGGCCGCUGCGGUGCACAGUAAAGGCAAUGCGGCGUCGGGGGAGGAAGCCGAAGAAACGCUCUCGACGCUAUCGUUUUCCUCCUGUCAGAUGGGUUCUGCAGGGGUUGUUGUGCUGCUGACGGGAAUCGCCGCUCUCGCGGGCCAGGGCAUGAGCAGCAUCAGCUCACUAGAUCUCUCCUACAAUGCGCUGCAGAGCUGUGUGCUCUACAGCUUCUCGCAGAUGUUGCGCUUUACCUUUGUGAAACGGCUAAGCCUGCGUGGCAACAACCUUGCCAGCGUCGACGUCAUCCCUUUCCGCGAGUUUUUGCUGGAAGGGUGUGAACGGCAAGUGGAAGAGCUGGACCUCAGCUACACGGAGUUGACCCCUACGCAGAUCGCCGUGUUGAUCGAAGCGCUUCCGCGUCUGAGUAGGAUGCGGGUUCUUCUGUUAGAGGAGGUGACCAUUCCUGGAAGCAAGUGGCCCUCACUUGUCCGCGCCGUGGAGCGUACGCAGCUGUGGCACCUGCGUCUCGUCUCGUCCAACGCUGUCUUUUCCACCGCCACCGCUCCUCCUCCCUUCUCUUCGAUCGCGUUUUAUGUAAAGUCUAUCGAGGAGGUCUGCGCUCGCAACGCGCAACGCGCGGCGGAGGCGAGUGGGGCUGCCGCGGCGGCUGCGGCGCGCAACGGCUUCUUCGGCCUAAACGGGGCGAGUUUUUUCGAGGCCUUCUUCCUUUUCUCGCAGUUGAAGGGCUGCAGGAUGGGUGAGGGCGAGUCGGCGUUGCCGGGUGACUACACCGCUUUCACUACCAAUGAUCCCAGUCUUGUCUAA